GCUCGCAGACCUGACGUAGCGACCUUACGUCAGACCGAGUUAAUCGAACCAGAGCCUGUGUUGACGUCUGCUGCUGGUCUCCCGGACAUUUGCUAACGCGGCGGGACCAAACUUCUAACCCCAGGAUGUUUUUGUCCGCUGCUCUUCGCUCCGCUGCAUCGCAUGCGGCCAGGCAGGUCAGGGGUCUGCAUCGAUCUGCCGCUCGCGCUGGAGCUGGUGGCAUCUUUGUGCACAGAGAUACUCCUGAGAACAACCCUGAUACUCCCUUUGAGUUCACAGAGGAGAACAAAAAGAGAAUUGAGGCGAUCAUUUCAAUGUAUCCGCAUGGACACAAGCAAGCAGCCACCAUCCCCGUGUUGGAUUUGGCCCAGAGGCAGCAUGGAUGGCUCCCCAUCUCCGCCAUGAACAAGGUCGCCGAGGUGUUGGAGGUUCCUCCGAUGAGAGUGUACGAAGUAGCCACGUUCUAUACCAUGUUCCUGCGUCAGCCUGUGGGAAAAUACUUCAUUCAGAUCUGCACGACGACACCGUGCAUGCUCUGCAACUCCGACAGCAUCCUGGAGGCCAUCCAAAACAAACUGGGUAUCAAGGUUGGAGAGACGACUCCAGACAAGAUGUUCACUCUAAUAGAGGUGGAAUGCCUGGGCGCCUGCGUCAACGCUCCGAUGGUCCAGAUCAACGACAACUACUAUGAGGAUCUUACGCCCAAGGAUAUUGAGAACAUUAUUGAUGAACUCAAAGCUGGCAAAAUCCCACCGCCAGGACCCAGGAACGGUCGUUUCUCCUGUGAGCCUGCAGGCGGGUUGACCUCUCUGACCGAGCCUCCUAAAGGACCAGGAUUCGGUGUAAGAUCGGACCUGUAGACGACGAUUUCAGGCUUUUCCUGACAGCAAGUUAUCACUGAAGAUGACAUGUUUAACGCGAACAUAUUGUGUAAAUAAAUUGUUCAUGUACCUGUU
Mugil cephalus (flathead mullet) is the source of this 956-nucleotide messenger RNA. RefSeq names its product NADH:ubiquinone oxidoreductase core subunit V2 (gene ndufv2). The record is from RefSeq and is a predicted model, not a curated record. Gene Ontology annotation, biological process: mitochondrial electron transport, NADH to ubiquinone. The coding region runs from base 126 to 860 and encodes 244 amino acids. The transcript has 8 exons. Gene Ontology annotation, molecular function: NADH dehydrogenase activity. NCBI's taxonomy places the organism in Eukaryota, Metazoa, Chordata, Actinopteri, Mugiliformes, Mugilidae.